Molecule: messenger RNA, 2431 nt
Organism: Tigriopus californicus
Lineage: Eukaryota; Metazoa; Arthropoda; Copepoda; Harpacticoida; Harpacticidae
Exons: 3
Coding region: 1441-2355 (304 amino acids)
Source: RefSeq, a predicted model, not a curated record
GAGGGAAAUCGUGCUCUGGUUGUUCAAAUCGUUAGAUUACGUUGGGCUGUUUGAUAUCAGAGUAUUUUGUGUUUCGUAAUAGAAACGUCCACAAAACACAAAAUCUCAGACCUCAGGCCUCUGCGGCGCACUGGGAUCUCUCAUGCUCAAAAACUUCGUUAAGAGUUCGCCAAUCUUUGAGACUUUGUGCCCAGGUUGAGAAUUUGUGCAAGUGGAAAGCGAACUUCCAAAAACCUGUAUUUUGGUUGUUUCGUAGCCUCACGUUUUUAGCUGACAAUGUCAUAUUUAUCAUCUUUUGCAAGGCUGAGGGGCUGUUCUCCCUAAAACGAUAGCAAGAAUUGAUGUCCACACUGACCAGUGCAUUCUUCGUCAUUAGUCUAUGUGAAUCUUACAAUAAAUGGUUAUGGCUGGAACAUUGACCAUCUACUGUCCCCUCAAUCCCAAACGUCUUGGUCAACCUAAUCGUGAGCUCUCAAGGGUAUCUUAACUCCUCAGGUGAUUUUGGCCCAUCGAUUUCGCAAGUAUUUCCCUUACCUUUCUACCACAUUUGAAAACUACUAAUAUAAAGCAAUACCGAACAUAGUUUCGCGUGCAAGGCCUUUCAAUUGAACGACUAUCUCUCGUGGCUUUGCUUGGACAAUUUAUUACCUGACCUAAGAACACAUAUGUAAUUUUUUUUAUCAUGCAUGCUGUGGAUGGCUUUUUCCGUCUUGGACGGAGGCAUCGCCCUUGAGAUAGUUACUAAUAUAGUUUUAAAAAUCUUGUAGAUCGGGUGUGAGCAAAACAAUAGAGUUUUGAAACGAAAUCAAACAUUGCAUCAUCUGGCAACCAUUCAAAGCAGUGUUCGAAACAGGUAUUAAUUAUCUUUCUUCUUCACAAGAAUUGCAACGGCUUCUCUUACUGACUUUAUUUCAUUGAACUACAGGUACCUCGUAAAGUUGUCUUUACCAUUGAAAGACAAAGUCAAGUGCAUCAAUAUGAGACUUCAUCUCUACUAGAUAAAAGAAAUGUACGUGUAAAAAGUGGCACGUUGCUUGAGCGCAGUGUAUUCAUUUAUUCAGAUGUCGAAACUCGGACAAUCCUAUGGGCUCUUGGUGACGGGUCGAGGAGCCUCAAAUUGAAUUGCGCCCCGCUUCGUCAACCAAAAUACGCAUGGGGCCCUUGAGUACUCGUUCGUGCUCAUAUGGAUUAUUCAGGCAUUGGCUAAAUAAUCCCAAGGUAUUAGGUUUGAUAGAAGAACAGCAGAAAGAGAGAGGUGCUUACAAAUUCGAGCUUUCAACUUUUGUGCUGCCCAGCUUCUUUCCGUGACAUAGCUCGAAAACAGGCCCAUACUGGCGUCUGCCAGACUCUUGGUGCAAUUUUACUUGAAUAAGUAUGACCCUCGAGUAUUGAUUUUUGGGUCGGAAGGAAAGGUGUUGGGAGGCGACUUAUAGGUAAAACAUGGGACGGCAUCAAAAGAAUUCGGGCAUCAAGUACUAUGUGGUAAUCCAUGGAAAGUGCCCUGGAAUCUACGACAAGUGGCAACAGGUUCAAUUCAAUAUCAAAGGCUUUCCAAAUAGUGAGUACACCUCCAAGAGCUCGAAACACGAGGCUGUGGAGCUCUUCCAGUCCAAACGACCGGACUGGCCUCGGAAUAGUAUCCCCGACUUCACCAUACAUGCCUCCAACCGCUUGGAGCCCUUGGGUAAGAAGUCUUCGGCAGACUCCAUUGAAUCGAUCCACGUGGAAGGUUCCCGUGGAAGGUCAUCCUCCUUGACAGGCAUGGAACGGAUGUCUCGGAAAGGCAAGCAUGAGCAACUGGGAGAUUUUCAAAUCGAAGUUCCCUCUGCCAAUCGGCCCGAGAAGAUCACACUUCAACAAAAUUGGCUCCACGAUCCCUAUAAUACACCUUCGUCUAUCCCCAGGACCCCAUCGCCGGGCUAUUUUUCCCCGCAAAAUGUCCGCCAGGGAUCAACGAGCCCGUUGAGUCAUAGUAACAGCAUGUCAAGCCUUCUGGCGGUUCCCAACCGAGCCGAGAUUGAAUUUGACCGACAGGAGCUCUUGGGCCUGGCCCCCGAUCGCAUCUUGAUUGGCGCCAAAUCACCCGCACCCGUCAAACAUAAGAACAAAGGGGAUUUAAAUCUUCCCGCUAUUUCCGCGCCCGCCUCGCUCCGAUCGCGGCCUAGGGAUUCCUCGGUGUCUCGGGCGCCCUCGAUAGAACUCUACCCUGACCCUGACGACGUUGUUUUGGGAGUAGAGGGCGCUACAGCUGCAGAACGUAGGGAGCGUAGGCGAGAGAGAGGGAGCAAAGAUAAGAGGACACGAAAAUCUAAGAGGUCCAAAGAGCGCAAGGCUCGUCGAAGAAAGUCCCAGUGAAAAAAGAUAUAUUGAUACUUCCUUUUGUUGUAUUUUAAGACUGCUUUGAGUAAAUAAACAGUAUUACUACGCAUCA